This is a messenger RNA of Condylostylus longicornis, 9239 nucleotides long. RefSeq names its product spectrin beta chain (gene beta-Spec). Lineage: Eukaryota; Metazoa; Arthropoda; Insecta; Diptera; Dolichopodidae. Gene Ontology annotation, cellular component: cell projection; plasma membrane; spectrin. The coding region runs from base 918 to 7796 and encodes 2292 amino acids. Gene Ontology annotation, molecular function: phospholipid binding; structural constituent of cytoskeleton; actin filament binding. The record is from RefSeq and is a predicted model, not a curated record. The transcript has 11 exons. Gene Ontology annotation, biological process: actin cytoskeleton organization; neuron development.
UAAAGUGACAUCAUCUAAUUUGAGAAAAAAAAAAACUCAAAAUUAGGUUAUUUUAUUUUCGGUAAAUUAAAAUUUUUUUAAAAAUAUUAUUUGAAGAAAUUUUUGCAUAUUAAAAACAAAUUGUUGUUUUAUAAAAGUGACAAAAAAUAAAGAAAGAUCAAAUUAAGUUUUAAGUUAAAAAAAUUCCUAAUUUAAUUUGAAGAGUUCAGUUUCAAAUGAAUGUGUGUGCACUGAGUAUCAACUAUCAAUAUUAAGUCGGCCAUUUAAUGUUUUGAGUGACACGAGUUUGGACGGGCGUAAUUCAAAUUUUUAUCCGUGUGUGUCAAAUGGAGAAAAAUAAAUUUUAAAAAAAGUUUUUUUUUUUUGAUUUAAUAUAAAAAAAGAAAAAAUAAAUUAUUAAAGUCAGGUUUUUUUUUAAGUUUUAAGAGGAGUCAAAUAAAAAUUUUAUUUACUGGUGCAAAAUAUAAGUGAAGAGUUUAAAAAAAAAAAGCAAGAAAAAUUUAUUAAAAAAAAAAAACUAAAAUUAACACAAAAAAAAAAGUUUUAAUUUUUUUUUCAUUAUUUUUAUUUUAACGUAAAAUUUUUUUGUAAAACGAAAUUUGGAUAAAUUUGGAAGAAAGUAUAAUUGAAUCCUGUAUGCAAUUGUGUUGAUAAAACAUUAAAUAAACAGAAAUACAUAAUUCGCCCACACAUUAUAAAAGACACGAAGAGCGCGGUCACUUAAAUCAAGAAAUAGUAUCAGACAAAAAAAACAACGACUACGACGAUAAAGAAUAGAUAAUUAAAAAAAAAAUAAACUUAAAUAAAUAAAAUAUCUUAUGUUUAAAUAAAACGGGGAAAAAAUCAAUAAAAAUCGGAGAGUAUUGAUUAAAUAUUAUACAAAAAAAAUUAAAAAAUAAUAACAAAAAGAAAAAAAAAUGACGACAGAUAUAUCUGUAGUACGUUGGGAUCCAAGUCAGGGUCCCGGCACCGAAUAUAUUGACGAAUACGAAUACGAUGGUGGUAAUUCAAGUUCACGUCUAUUCGAACGAUCACGUAUUAAAGCAUUAGCAGAAGAGCGUGAAUCAGUACAAAAGAAAACCUUUACAAAGUGGGUUAAUUCACAUUUAGUGAGAGUUAAUUGUCGUAUACAAGACUUAUAUGUUGAUAUGAGAGAUGGUAAAAAUUUAAUGAAAUUAUUGGAAGUAUUAUCUGGUGAACGUUUACCUAAACCAACAAAAGGUAAAAUGAGAAUACAUUGUCUUGAGAAUGUUGAUAAAGCGCUGCAAUUUCUGCGCGAGCAACGUGUUCAUUUAGAAAAUAUUGGUUCACAUGAUAUUGUUGAUGGUAAUCCAGCAUUAAAUUUAGGUCUUAUAUGGACAAUUAUAUUGAGAUUCCAGAUUCAAGACAUCACAAUUGAGGAAGUUGAUAAUAAAGAAACGAAAUCCGCCAAAGAUGCGCUAUUAUUAUGGUGUCAAAUGAAAACUGCCGGCUAUCCAAAUGUAAAUGUAAGAAAUUUCACAACAUCUUGGCGUGAUGGUUUAGCAUUUAAUGCAAUUAUACAUAAACAUCGUCCAGAUCUAAUAGCAUUUGAUCGUUUAUCAAAAGCAAAUCCAAUGCAUAAUUUAAAUAAUGCAUUUAAUGUAGCCGAAGACAAAUUGGGCCUAAUAAAACUUUUGGAUGCUGAAGACAUAUGUGUCGAUCAUCCUGAUGAAAAAUCAAUAAUCACAUAUGUUGUUACAUAUUAUCAUUACUUUAGUAAACUCAAACAAGAAACAGUACAAGGUAAGCGUAUUGGUAAAGUUGUUGGCAUUGCGAUGGAAAAUGAUCGUAUGGUAAAUGAAUACGAAACAUUCACAACUGAUUUAUUGAAUUGGAUCGAAAGUACAAUAACAGCGUUAGGUGAUCGACAAUUUGAAAAUUCAUUGGUAGGUGUACAAGGCCAAUUAUCACAAUUCGCAAAUUACCGUACAGUCGAAAAACCGCCGAAAUUCGUUGAGAAGGGUAAUCUGGAAGUUUUAUUGUUUACAUUACAAUCCAAAAUGAGAGCAAAUAAUCAAAAACCGUAUACACCAAAAGAAGGUAAAAUGAUAUCUGAUAUUAACAAGGCGUGGGAACGUUUGGAAAAAGCUGAACAUGAACGUGAAUUAGCAUUACGGGAGGAAUUGAUUAGACAAGAAAAACUCGAACAAUUGGCAGCUAGAUUUGAUCGCAAGGCAUCAAUGAGAGAAACGUGGUUAUCAGAAAAUCAACGCUUGGUUAGCCAAGACAAUUUUGGUUUCGAUUUGGCAGCAGUUGAAGCAGCAGCUAAAAAACAUGAAGCUAUUGAAACUGAUAUUUUUGCUUAUGAAGAACGUGUUCAAGCUGUUGUAGCUGUAUGCGAUGAAUUAGAAAGUGAAAGAUAUCAUGAUAUUAACAGAAUUACACAGCGUAAAGAAAACGUACUAAGAUUAUGGAAUUAUUUAUUGGAAUUAUUGAAAGCAAGACGGCAGCGUUUAGAAAUUUCGAUGCAAUUACAACAAAACUUCCAAGAGAUGCUUUAUAUUUUGGAUAAUAUGGAAGAAUUAAAACAACUAUUACUUACUGAUGACUAUGGUAAACAUUUAAUGGGUGUUGAAGAUUUAUUACAAAAACAUUCACUGGUUGAAGCUGACAUUAAUGUACUAGGUGAACGAGUAAAAUCUGUAGUCCAAAAUUCACAGAAAUUCUUAAGUGAUGACAUUGAUGCAUACAAACCAUGCGAUCCAGAAAUUAUCGUUAAUCGUGUUCAACAACUUGAAGAUGCUUAUGCUGAGCUUGUACGAUUAGCUGUAGAGAGACGUCAAAGAUUAGAAGAAAGCCGUAAAUUAUGGCAAUUCUAUUGGGAUACAGCUGAUGAAGAGAACUGGAUUAAAGAGAAGGAGCAGAUUGUAUCCACAGAUGAAAUUGGUCACGACUUAACAACAGUAAAUCUAUUAUUGAGCAAACAUAAAGCACUAGAAUCGGAGAUUCAGUCACAUGAUCCACAAUUACAAAAUGUUGCUAAAGUGGGUGCUGAAUUAAUUACCGAAGGCCACUUUGGUGCUGACCGUAUUAAAGAGCGUCUGAAAGAAAUUUUAGGAAAGUGGGACAAUUUAUUGGAUAUAACGAAACUACGUAGACAACGUCUUGAAAACGCAGUUGAUUUCUUCCAAUUGUUUGCCGAUGCCGAUGAUGUUGAUAAUUGGAUGUUGGACACUUUACGUUUAGUAUCUUCUGAAGAUGUUGGACGUGAUGAAGCUAAUGUACAAUCCCUCUUGAAGAAACAUAAAGAUGUUGCAGAUGAAUUGAAAAAUUAUUCGGAAGUUAUUGAUCAAUUACAUAAACAAGCUGAUAAAUUAACAUUGAAUGAACCAGAAAAACAAAAGGUAUCAGAACGUUUAACUGCCAUUAAUAGUCGGUAUAAGGAGCUCACAGAGUUAUCGAAAUUACGUAAACAACGUCUUCUAGAUGCUUUAAGCUUAUACAAACUUAUGUCAGAAGCCGAUGGUGUUGAACAAUGGAUAAAUGAAAAGACCAAAAUGUUAGACACUAUGUCACCAGGUAAAGAUAUUGAAGAUGUUGAAAUUAUGAAACAUCGUUAUGAUGGUUUCGAUAAGGAAAUGAAUGCAAAUGCUAGUCGAGUUGCUGUAGUAAAUCAGCUCGCACGUCAGCUAUUACAUGUUGAGCAUCCAAAUUCCGAGGAAAUUUUAGCAAGACAAAAUCAUUUAAAUCAAGAAUGGUCAGAUUUAAGAGAAAAAGCCGAAUCUAAACGCGAAGAUUUGAAACAAGCUCAUGGUGUACAAACAUUCUAUAUUGAAUGUAGAGAAACAAUAUCCUGGAUUGAGGAUAAAAAACGUAUUUUAACAGAAACUGACAGUUUAGAAAUGGAUUUGACUGGUGUUAUGACAUUACAACGUCGUCUUAGUGGUAUGGAACGUGAUUUAGCUGCAAUUCAAGCAAAACUUACAAGUUUAGAAAAGGAAGCUGAUGCCAUUGAAGGUGAACAUCCUGAAGAAGCUAAUAUAAUUCGCGAACGUGUCGCCUCAAUUCAAUUAAUAUGGGAGCAAUUAACACAAAUGCUUAAAGACCGUGAUUCUAAAUUGGAAGAAGCUGGUGAUUUACACCGUUUCUUACGCGAUUUGGAUCACUUCCAAACAUGGUUAACUAAAACUCAAACCGAUGUUGCUUCAGAAGAUACACCAACAUCCUUACCUGAAGCUGAAAAACUUCUUAAUCAACAUCAAUCUAUUCGCGAAGAAAUCGAUAAUUAUACAGAAGAUUACAAGAAUAUGAUGGAAUACGGUGAACGAUUAACAUCUGAACCUACUACGAACGAAGACCCGCAAUACAUGUUCUUAAGGGAACGAUUAAAAGCCCUGAAAGAUGGUUGGGAAGAAUUACAUCAAAUGUGGGAAAAUCGUCAAGUCUUAUUAUCUCAAAGUUUGGAUCAACAGUUAUUCAAUAGAGAUGCACGUCAAGCUGAAGUUUUAUUAAGUCAACAAGAACAUUUCUUAAGCAAAGAUGACACUCCAGUUAAUUUGGAACAAGCUGAAAAUCAAUUGAAACGUCAUGAAGCUUUCCUUACCACUAUGGAAGCAAACGAUGAUAAAAUCAAUACCAUUAUUCAAGUUGCUGAAAGUCUUAAACAGAAGGAACACUUUGAUGCUGACAAAAUACAUAAAAGAGCUGAGAAUAUUGUUAAUCGUCGUGACGAUAACCGCAAUCGCGCUAUAGAGCAACAUGAAAAAUUAAAGAAUCAAGUUAAAUUACAUGAAUUUUUACAAGAUUUAGAGGAAUUGACUGAAUGGGUUCAAGAAAAAUAUGUUACAUCACAAGAUGAAACUUAUCGUUCAGCUAAAACUAUUCAUUCUAAGUGGACACGUCAUCAGGGCUUCGAGGCAGAAAUCGCCGCUAAUAAGGAACGUCUGUUUGAAGCUGAAAAAGCAGCACAAGAGCUUGUAAAAGAAAAGCCAGAGUUCAAAGAAAUUAUUGAGCCUAAGUUGAAAGAACUUGGUAAACAAUUUGAUGACUUAGAAAAACAUACUAAAGAAAAAGGAGCUAUGUUGUUCGAUGCCAAUCGCGAAGUGCUAGUUCAACAAACGUGUGAUGAUAUUGAUUCAUACAUUACCGAUUUAGAAAAACAAAUUAUUAAUACAGAUACUGGUAAUGACCUGACAUCCGUUAAUAUUCUAAUACAGAAACAACAAGUUAUUGAAACUCAAAUGGCGUUGAAAGCACGUGCUGUUGAGGAAAUGGAUAAGCAGACGGAUUAUUUACAAAAAACUGUACCGGACGAAGUCGUUGAACCAAUUAUUCAAAAGAAAUCUGCUGUAGUUGAUCGUUUUGAGAAAAUCAAAGAACCAUUACGUGAAAGACAGAAACAACUUGAGAAGAAGAAGGAAGCUUUUCAAUUUUGCCGCGAUGUUGAAGAUGAAAAAUUAUGGAUUGAUGAAAAACUUCCAAUAGCUAAUUCGACAGAUCUUGGUAAUUCUCUAUUUAAUGUACAUGUAUUGAAAAAAAAGAAUCAAUCUUUGUCAACUGAAAUUGAUAAUCAUGAGCCAAGAAUAAUGACAAUAUGCACAAACGGUCGCAAAUUGAUUGAUGAAGGUCAUGAAGAUGCACAACGAUUUGAAGAUUUAAUUAAACAAUUAACACAAAAAUGGCAGGAACUAAAAGAUGCUAUUGAAAAUCGUAAAAAAGCACUUGAUCAAUCUGAACGUGUUCAACAAUACUUCUUUGACGCUCAAGAAGCUGAAUCUUGGAUGAGCGAACAAGAACUUUACAUGAUGGUUGAAGAUCGGGGUAAAGAUGAAAUUAGUGCACAAAAUUUAAUGCGCAAACAUGAGACAAUGGAGCAAUCUGUUGAAGAUUAUGCCGAUACAAUUAGACAAUUAGGUGAAACAGCAAGGCAAUUAACAAGUGAACAAAUACCACAAGGUGAUGCUGUAGCUGUAAAACAAUCCCAACUUGAUAAAUUAUAUGCAGGAUUAAAAGAUUUAGCUGGUGAGAGAAGAGCACGUUUAGAUGAAGCUUUACAACUAUUUAUGUUAAAUAGAGAAGUUGAUGAUCUAGAACAAUGGAUUGCUGAACGUGAAGUUGUUGCUGGAUCACAAGAACUAGGACAAGAUUAUGAUCAUGUGACGUUAUUAUGGGAAAGAUUUAAUGAAUUCGCAAGAGAUACAGCAGCUGUUGGUGAAGAGCGGGUUGCUAGAGCUAAUGGUAUAGCUGAUGAUUUAAUACGAGCCGGACAUUCAGAUUCUGCUAUAAUUGCCCAAUGGAAAGAUAAAUUAAACGAAAUGAUGGAAGAUUUAUUGGAGUUAAUUGAAACAAGAAAACAAAUGUUAGAAGCUUCAAGAGAAUUACACAAAUUCUUCCACGACUGCAAAGAUGUUUUGUCACGUAUUAUUGAAAAACAACAUGGUGUUUCAGAUGAAUUGGGCCGUGAUGCUGGUUCGGUUUCGGCAUUGCAACGCAAACAUAAUAAUUUUAUGCAAGAUUUAAUGACAUUAUUCUCACAAGUUCAACAGAUACAAGAAGAAUCAGCUAAAUUGCAAAAAUGUUACGCCGGUGACAAAGCUAAAGAAAUAACAAAUAGAGAGCAAGAAGUAUUAAAUGCGUGGGCUAAUUUACAAGGAAUGUGUGAAUUAAGAAAAGCCAAAUUAGCUGAUACAGGUGAUUUAUUCCGUUUCUUCAAUAUGGUCAGAACUUUAAUGUUAUGGAUGGAGGAUGUUGUUAGACAAAUGAAUACAACAGAAAAACCAAGAGAUGUUAGUGGUGUUGAAUUACUAAUGAAUAAUCAUCAAAGUUUGAAGGCCGAAAUUGAUACUAGAGAAGAUAAUUUUUCAGUCUGCCUUGCAUUGGGCAAAGAGUUAUUAGCAAGAAAUCAUUAUGCAUCAGCGGAUAUCAAAGACCGCUUACUACAAUUGACAAACAGUAGAAACGCAUUAUUACAUAGAUGGGAGGAAAGAUGGGAGAAUUUACAAUUAAUUUUGGAAGUAUAUCAAUUCGCUCGUGAUGCUGCCGUUGCGGAAGCAUGGUUAAUAGCCCAAGAACCAUAUCUUAUGUCAACAGAAUUAGGACAUACAAUUGAUGAAGUUGAAAAUUUAAUUAAGAAACAUGAAGCAUUCGAAAAAUCUGCUGCUGCGCAAGAAGAACGUUUUAGUGCUUUAGAGCGAUUGACCACGUUUGAGCUCAAAGAAUUGAAGAGAAGGCAAGAGGCUGCCGAAGAAGCUGAAAGACAGCGUUUACAAGCUGAAGCAGACGCAAGAGCUGCAGCCGAAGCUGAAGCUGAAGCUAAGCGACAGGCUGAAUUAGCUAGGGAUCAAGCUGAUGCUGCUGGUUCUCCAAAGAGAGAAGGCGAACGAACAACACCUGGUUCCGAGGAAGGUGUUGAAGGUACAUUAACAAGGAAACACGAAUGGGAAUCAACAACCAAGAGAUCAUCAAAUCGAUCAUGGGACAAAGUAUAUGUUGUAGCACGUGCUGGUCGUAUAACAUUCUUUAAGGAUCAAAAGGCAUCGAAAGCUGUACCAGAACAAACGUAUCGUGGUGAAUUACCAUUAGAUUUACAAGGUGCAAAUAUUGCUAUUGCUAGUGACUAUACAAAAAAGAAACAUGUCUUCAGAAUCAAAUUAGCAAAUGGUGGAGAAUUCCUUUUACAAGCACAUGAUGAUUCAGAAAUGAACCAGUGGGUGGGUGCCCUUAAAUCGCAAACAGAUAGUGCAACAAGUGGUGAAGGACGUUCAAUGACAUUACCAGCAUCAUCACAAAAGGAUGAACCAAAGAGACGAUCCUUCUUUACGCUGAAGAAAAAGUAAAUAAACUUUAAAAAUAUAUUAAUAUAUAGAUUGUUUUUCAUUUUUUAGUAUUUUAAGAUUAAAAAUUGAAAAAGAAAAAGAAACUUUUUUUUUAUUAAAUCUAAAUUUAAAAAUAAAGAAAAAACCAAACACAAUUUAUUAAAUUUUACUUUACGUAUUGAAAAUGAAAAAAAUGCAUUCAUUCUAAUUUAUUUAAAGUAACUAUAAUAAUUUAUUAAUAUCUAAUAUAAUAAAUAAAAUUUAAUUUGCAUAUAAUUGUAUUUAUAUAAUUAAUAUGUAGGUACAUUUACAUAAAAAAAUUUAAUUAUCAUUUUAGAUUGAAAAUAUUACAAUUUUUUCUUGAUUAUCUAUUUAGUGUUAAAUAUUUGAUUCAACAAAACAUUCAAAUAUUUUUAAAGGUAUUGUUAUAAACAAUUGUAUUGUAUAUUUUUUGUAUAAUAUAUUAUACAAUUGUAUUGUAUAAUAUAUUAUAAAUUGUAACUCGGUACAGUUUGAAAUCUAAUAUAAACUUUUAGUUUUUGAAAAAAUUUAGUGAGAAAAGAGAUAUCCAUAAUUUAGAUUCAUCAAAAGAUUAGUGAGUCUAAAUUAUGGAUAAAUAAAUAAUAACAAUUUAAGAUUAACAUUCAAUAAAUGGUUUUUGAAGUUUUAAUUGAUAGUUAAAGUUUGAUACACAUCGAAAAAUUUAAUUCAGAUUUUUACACCAAUAUUUUAUUAUUUUCAAUCUAAAAUAUUAAAUUAUAUAUACAUAAAUAUAUUUACUCUAUUUAUUGUCGACCUAAAAGUGAUUGAAUGUAUCUAGAUUUUGACAUUUUAACGCCAAAAUAAUUGUUGUAAAAAUGCACAUACGCUGUAUUACUCAGUUUUUUGAGUUUAUAUGAAAUAUUUUUAAAAAAGGCGCCAAAAAAACCGUAUCUGCUCUCAAACAAAAAUUUUUAAUGAAAUAACGUAUCUACACCGACUAAAAAGAUAAGUAGGGAUGAUGUAAAUUAAGUGUCACUUUAAAAAAGUUAUUAGGAGUUCGAUAACUUUUAAUAAAUUUUUAACUAAAAAAAAACAUUUAGAUAUUUAAGGUGAAGCCAUUUAAUAAAAGCUGGACCAAUCGCUUGUGAAUUAAAAAAGAAUUAACUUUGAUUUCGUCCAAAACUAUAACGAGAACUUGGUGUACCUAUCGAUUCGACUUGAACAGAAAGUGAUGGACUCUUCUGUAAACCAUAUUAAGGUAAUAAAAUACACACCUGGCUGUCAAAUAGAAAUUAAAUUUACUUUCCAUUAUGAAUUUACUUCGAUAGUAGAAAAAAAACAACAAUCGCAAUUAAUAAGCUGGUAGACUUUAAGUAAAUACAUGAAGCGUCAUUAAAAAGUUAACACAAUAAAUGGCUAUAUUCACACCCUUUAAAAACUAAUAUCAAAAAAUUAUAUGAUAAUAUUCCUCAUUUUGAAAAA